This is a messenger RNA of Trichosporon asahii var. asahii CBS 2479, 978 nucleotides long. RefSeq names its product hemolysin. Gene Ontology annotation, cellular component: intracellular membrane-bounded organelle. The transcript is spliced from 8 exons. Bases 1 to 978 code for a protein of 325 amino acids. The record is from RefSeq and is a predicted model, not a curated record. Gene Ontology annotation, biological process: magnesium ion homeostasis. NCBI's taxonomy places the organism in Eukaryota, Fungi, Basidiomycota, Tremellomycetes, Trichosporonales, Trichosporonaceae.
AUGGGUCUCCUGGCCAACGCCAGCCUCGUCGAGCUCUGCGGACCAGUCUGCAGCGAGCUGCAGGACAUUGCCCACAUAGCAGGUGAGUUGCGCCCAAGCAUCUCUGCAUCCCACUCUGCCAGAGCGCCCGCUUCUGCCGGUCAUUCGUUGCUCCAUCGCUCCACUGUUCCGGUCCACGAUCCUAUCCACCAUCUCUCUUCCCAGCUGACAGCAGGAUCCACCAAGAAACAUGUCCACAUAACGCCGUCGGACCCAGAGUUCUGGUGGUUUGUUGGCAUCAGUGCCCUCCUCGUUCUCCUAGCUGACGAUCAGCGGUGGAGUGUGCAGCGGCCUGACGCUCGGCCUCAUGGGCCUCGAUACGAUCAACCUGCAGGUCCUCAGCCAGGCGGGCACGCCGGCCGAGCAGGCGCAGGCGCCCAAGGUCCUCAAGCUGCUCAAUGGAGGAAGACAUACGGUGCUCGUUGUGCUGCUGCUUUGACAGGCAACACCCUGGUUAACACGUCCCUGCCCAUCUUCCUUGAUAACAUCAUUGGUGGCGGCGUAAUCGCUAUCUUGGGAGCGACGGCCCUAGAGGCCAUCUGCAACAAGUAUGGUCUCGCUAUCGGAGCGACAUUCGCGCCCCUCGUCAAGGGCAUGAUCAUCCUCUUAUAUCCUAUCGCCAAGCCGAUCGCACUUGUGCUGGACUAUCUGUUCGGGGCACACGACGACGGCGUCACUUAUCGCAAGGCCGAGCUGAAGGCUUUCGUGGCCCUCGGUGUCGAGGACAAGCUGGCGGACGAGGAACUCGCUCUCCUCGGCAGUGUGCUGGAGUUCUCGGGCAAGACUGUCAGCAGCGUCAUGCUCCCCGCUAAUCGUAUGGUCGACAAAGACCUGCUUGCUGAGAUUCUUCGCAAGGGUCACACUCGUAUCCCAGUUUACGAUCCAGCGCGUCCAGGCUACUUUGUGUACGUCGAGCAAGCGCAGUCUGCCCGAAGCUGA